CAAAAGUUUGAUAUUAGUACUCGGAACGUAAUAUCAUAGCUCGAUAUGGCAGAGUCGGAGCAGCAGACUAUCGCCCUCAUCGGGCUCGGCACCAUCGGCCUCUCGUUUGCCGCGUUGCACCUCCGAUACUCAAACGCCAAUCUUCGGCUGUAUGACGUACGAGACGACCUCGAGCAUCACAUUUCUACCCUUCUGCCGGUAUAUCUAGAGUCGGUAAAGAAAGAAGCGACAGAGACCCUAUCUGUUCAGCAGCUCAUAUCCAUCGGACGGCUGUCGAUAUGCUCGUCCAUCGAAGAGGCAUGCUCAAACGCAACGAUUGUUCAAGAACAAGGCCCCGACAAGAUUGAAUUCAAGCAGUCAAACUGGGCCAGCGUCAUCAAAUAUGCGCCUGCAAACGCACAUCUAUGGAGCUCAACAUCUGGUAUAUGUGCUUCCAAGCAGGUCGAACAUCUUGAGGACAAGACCAGGGUUCUAGUGGUUCAUCCUUUCAACCCACCGCAUAUCAUGCCAUUGAUCGAGGUGGUCCCGUCUCCCCACACCACACCCGAGAGAACCCAGUUCGCCAUGGAUUACUUUAAUACUCUUGGCUCAGGCCAUCGCCCUGUCAAGAUCAACAAAGAAACCCAAGGAUUUGUUGGAAACCGUCUAGCAUUUGCUCUCUUCCGCGAAGCUUGUCAUCUCGUCGCAAACGACGUGGUCUCAGUCGAGGAUUUAGACACCAUCAUGGAGAACAGCUUGGCGCCAAGAUGGGCCGUGGCCGGUCCUUUCAAGACAUACAACAGCGCCGGGGGAGCUGGCGGUAUAGGAGCAUUUAUGCAUCACUUGGCUGGAACUAUGGAGGCGUGUUGGGACGAUGUCGGAGAUAUAACCUUUAAAGGAACAGACUGGACAGAAAGGGUUUCUAGACAAACGGAAGAAGCCUAUGGAAGACCAACUGCGGAUUCGCUGGCGGAGAGGGAUCGAAGUCUACAAAAGAUCAUCCAGGCUCAGCCAAGUAAGAGAUAGUUAAGACGCAACCCCCAGGGGUCCAGUUUGUUGUAAACCCCUGGAGCUAGUUUAUCCUCUUCCCACUUUUAUAAAUCACACUCCGGAAUCAUC
Messenger RNA from Fusarium vanettenii 77-13-4, 1098 nucleotides. RefSeq lists its product as uncharacterized. The transcript is spliced from 3 exons. Bases 46 to 1005 code for a protein of 319 amino acids. Lineage: Eukaryota; Fungi; Ascomycota; Sordariomycetes; Hypocreales; Nectriaceae. The record is from RefSeq and is a predicted model, not a curated record. Gene Ontology annotation, molecular function: NAD+ binding; oxidoreductase activity, acting on the CH-OH group of donors, NAD or NADP as acceptor. Gene Ontology annotation, biological process: fatty acid metabolic process.